AUGUCCGGUCCUUCGCGCGAGGGCCUCAAAACCUCGAUCGACCGCGAAACCACCACACCCUUUCACCUCAAGCUCUUCUACCGCGUCAACACAUUUCACUCGCUCGCGGACUUCAGCAUUCCCUCUCCACAUCGCCGAGGAGGCCCAGGCAGUGGUCCCAAUGCUAUUCGCGGAAUGUCACCUCCAGCUGCAGCACCUCUUCCACCCCAUCUAGAAAUCUACACAUGGCAGUCAUGCACACUACGCGAGCUUUCGCUGUGCCUCACUUCAGCUCUUCCCUCCCUUCUUCCCGAUCCACCUGUCGGAACCCGACUUUGUUUCCGCCUUAUUUACCCCGACGCGCGCGGCGCAGCAAUCAUGGGCCCGGAUGCGCGUGGACGAUACUUGAGCAGGGAUCUAGGGAGUGUGAUUGUCGCACCGAGGGAUAGCCCUUUCCGCGCCGAGGGCGAUGAGGAAGACAAACAAGAGACACGACCCCGCGGCCCGCUUCGCUUCCAGGGCUCAGAAGCCGACAAGCCUCUACAGGAUGCUCGGUUUAUUGUCGGAGACUAUGUGGAAUGCGCCAUUCUUCCACCACUCGAGGAUGGAUCUGUCGCGCCGGCAAUUCGUGGUGCAUCGGGACCGCCCCCUGCUGGCGGAGGUAUGCGCGCGUUCCGUGACAAUGGAUUUGGUGGACGUGGCCGUGGUGGUCCUCGUGGUCCUCGUGGUGAUCGUGGUGAUCGUGGUCCUCCUAACAUGCCACACGGCGACUGGAACCGCGGAGAGCGAUUGCCAGAUGGUGGCCGAGGCGGAGGUCGUCGUGGAUGGGCACCUUAUUAG
Penicillium antarcticum is the source of this 819-nucleotide messenger RNA. RefSeq names its product SAP18 family protein. Gene Ontology annotation, biological process: negative regulation of DNA-templated transcription. The record is from RefSeq and is a predicted model, not a curated record. Gene Ontology annotation, molecular function: transcription factor binding; transcription corepressor activity. Bases 1 to 819 code for a protein of 272 amino acids. The transcript has a single exon. NCBI's taxonomy places the organism in Eukaryota, Fungi, Ascomycota, Eurotiomycetes, Eurotiales, Aspergillaceae. Gene Ontology annotation, cellular component: nucleus.